Cyprinus carpio (common carp) is the source of this 743-nucleotide messenger RNA. RefSeq names its product zinc finger protein 664-like. The transcript has a single exon. Lineage: Eukaryota; Metazoa; Chordata; Actinopteri; Cypriniformes; Cyprinidae. The record is from RefSeq and is a predicted model, not a curated record. The coding region runs from base 1 to 612 and encodes 203 amino acids.
AUGAACAUCCACACUGGAGAAAAAACGUACAUGUGUUCACACUGUGACAAGAGAUUCAGUCGGUCAGGAGACCUAAAAACACAUGAGAGGAUCCACACUGGAGAGAAACUGUACACAUGUGAUCAAUGCGGCAAAACAUUUUCGGGCGCUUCAUACCUGAGAAAACACCUGAGAGUUCAUACAAAGGAGAAGCUACCUUCAUGUCAUUUGUGUGGAAAGAGUUUUUCAUGUCUACAAAAUUUGAAAGUACAUCAGAAAAUACAUACUGGUGUGAGAGAGUACAUGUGCUUUGAGUGUGAAAAGACUUUUACUACAGCAAACUGUUUAAAACUGCACCAGAGGAUUCACACUGGAGAAAAACCUUACAAGUGUUCACACUGUGACAAGAGAUGCAGUCAUUUAACACAUCUGAAAACACAUGAGAGGAUCCACACUGGAGAGAAACCUUACAAGUGUUCACACUGUGACAAGAGAUUCAAUCACUCAGCAAAUCUGAAAACACAUGAGAGGAUCCACACUGGAGAGAAACCGUAUCACUGCACUGACUGUGGGAAGUGUUUCAUUCAAUAUUCUUCUCUACACAAACACACAAAAAACAAUCACAGCAAGUAGAUCAUCUUCAGAUCCAGCACUAUCAGGUCUGAUGAGCAUCCUCACCAAAUAUUGCAUCAAGGAAUAAAAUAUCAUGUGGAUAAAUCGGUCCUGACCAGAGAUUACAAGCGGCAUGACAAAGAAACAUUAGA